This is a messenger RNA of Desarmillaria tabescens, 1818 nucleotides long. RefSeq lists its product as uncharacterized. Lineage: Eukaryota; Fungi; Basidiomycota; Agaricomycetes; Agaricales; Physalacriaceae. The transcript has 6 exons. Bases 26 to 1642 code for a protein of 538 amino acids. The record is from RefSeq and is a predicted model, not a curated record.
UUGCGUGUCUCUCCUUUCUCUCUUCAUGAACGAUUAUGCACAACGGAACCACUACUCAUCUACGACUACUCCUCGUUUUGGAAAAGGAAACACUGGGAAAUUCAGACUAGCUCAGGAGACAACCUCUCACGCCGAAGAUUACCAACCGAACGAAAGUAUCAACAAACGGAAACAGGCGGUACCUCCAGUAAUUUCUGCGGCCAAUCGAGGAGGCAAACAGUAUUUUCGUGGUGCAGGAUCCAGCUUCAGAGGGGGAAGCUAUAGGGGAGGUUUUCUUCGCCGCCAGUCUAGUGCCGGCGGAUUUCCUCUAAGAGCAACUUCCAGCUCUUCAUUUCAUGCCACAUCUCCGUGGAAUGUCUUUAACACAUUUCCUACCCGCAUAUAUGCGCCUCAAACCUCAUAUUCUUCUUCAACCAAUGCUAAUGGUCAACCUUCGGGUACCCAGAACACCACCGAAGCCGUUGAAGUGCGUGCAUCCAACAACACGAUGGAACCACAGAGCAAGCGCCAGAAGCUCACUCAUGAAGAUGCUGCAGCUGUAGCAGCCUCAAUCCCACAUUCCCAGCCAUCUGACGCGUCUUUGAAGUCUGAAGAGGCUGAUAUAGGUCUAGACGCGCCCCUGUCAGCAACGCCAACGAUGUCUGGAUCAAAAUGGUAUCACCCACUACCGCCAAACUGUCAGAAAUCGAAUCCCAACUGGUCGGCGAACCGGAAGCAUUGGUUCAAGCAAGAGAGCAAAUAUCUGAGGUCUCGCGGCCUGAACAUUCUGAGGAACUUUUUCAGAGAUGAUGGGAUGGUAAUCGACUGGUCGAGUCCAGUGCCAGUCUGGUCUGACACUCUCGAACCGGAUCAGUCGUCUUCAUCGUUUUCAUACCCUCCUCCCAUUACUUCUAAAUCCAAGAAGCGUUGUAAAAAGUCAAAGGCCUCGAAACAUACUUUGAACAGCAUCACCUCCAGUGAACCCAUCGUCCUACCUGGUCCUGCUCUCGCGCCUCCUUCGGACAACAAUAUUGACAUAACCUCAGUUAUACCCUCAGAUGAUGAGCCAGAAAUUAUCGUCAUCGACGAUGAUGACGAUUAUACUGAGCCUGCUACACAACCACCUAUAACGCAAACAUUCGCUGACGUUGAUCGACAAGCGACUAUGGAAUCUCAUGCUUUACAAUACUUGAAACAAUAUGUUUUAACAUUUGAUCACGAUCGCUCGCUUCUCCGAGAAGCGUACACUGAUCACGCUCUUUUCUCAUACUCUAUCGUGCGCGACAAGCCUCUGUCCAUCUCCGAGGCUCACCUGUUUUCUGGAUGCGAAACGUCAUCAAAUACGACUCUGAAAGUAGGGCCUGCUGAUAUCGUGGAAACUCUCAGUUCUUUUGGGAAGCACCAGUUCUUUCCACGACACGCUACACUGAAUGUCGACUAUGACCUCCUAUACCUCGGGAACGACCAGAUCCUACUGUCUGUACACGGCCAGGUCGUCGAGCCACGGUCAGACGGGGAGGACGUCAAGGUGGCUGUUGACCAGAGUUUCGUUCUAUGCUCGGAGGAUUCGGGACCAUGGCCGUUGGUGGCUAUCUCCCAUCAGAUGGUAUUGCGUGACCAGGCUUGGGUCCCGGCGUCUCAGUUGAGACUGUCGUGGUUGUGAUGGCUCGUGGGUAUUGAGUAUACAUGACUGUACUAAUUUGUGGAUAUGUAUCACUAGGCUUGUUGUAGAUGUAAGUAACAGCGCAACCGUGUGGAGCGUUUCGAUCUUGGGUACCUGGUGCUCCGGCGCUCAACUCGAAUGAAAGAGUUAUCUUGAUGGGAUUUUUUAUGUUUCGG